Columba livia (rock pigeon) is the source of this 3021-nucleotide messenger RNA. It is a transcript of the gene LRRC45, whose product is annotated as leucine rich repeat containing 45. The record is from RefSeq and is a predicted model, not a curated record. Gene Ontology annotation, cellular component: centrosome. Gene Ontology annotation, molecular function: protein binding. Bases 11 to 2017 code for a protein of 668 amino acids. Lineage: Eukaryota; Metazoa; Chordata; Aves; Columbiformes; Columbidae. The transcript is spliced from 17 exons.
CGGAGCGGCCAUGGAGGAGUUCCGGCGGGGCUACGCGCGGCUGUGCGCGGCGCCGCAGGAGCCGGUGCUGCGGCGGCUGCGGGAGCUCGGCGGGGCGCGGGGCCGCCUGGACCUGGCGGCGCAGGGCCUGUCGCUGGAGACGUGCGGGGCGCUGGCCCGGCUGCUGCCCGGCGCCGCGCCCGUCACCGAGCUGGCGCUGGGCGACUGCGGCCUGAGCGAGGAGGGUGCAAAACUUCUGCUGCAUGGUCUUUGCUCCAACACCACAGUCAAGGCUUUGGAUUUGAAGGGAAAUAACUUGCGAACCGUGGGAGCUGAGGCUUUGGGAAAACUUCUUAGGCAGAACAAAUCCAUCAGGAGCCUGAUCUUGGAAUGGAACAGCCUUGGCGUGUGGGAGGAGGGCUUCUCCUUUUUCUGCCAAGGCCUGGGAGCAAACAGCUCUCUGCAGCGGCUCGAUCUGCGCAAUAACCAGAUCAACCAUCAAGGGGCCGGGGAGCUGGCCAUGGCACUGAAACACAACUCCAGCCUUCAGGAGCUGGAUUUGCGUUGGAAUAAUAUUGGGCUUCUGGGUGGCCGAGCUUUGCUGAACUGCCUGCACAGCAACAAGACCCUGAAGAGGCUGGAGCUGGCUGGGAACAACGUUCCUAGUGACAUCCUGAAAGCAGUGGAACAAGCCAUGGAUCACAACCAGGAACGUGAGACUAUCUUGAGUGAGACCCAGAACCGAACGCACAUACUCAGCAAGGAGGUUUUGAGUCUGAAGGAUGAGAAGACCAGGCAGUUUCUGGAUUUGAUGGACACUAUAGACAAGCAGAGAGAAGAAAUAGCCAGGAGUGGCAGGAUGUCUGCAACACAAGUCAGCCAGCUGCAGGAAGCAUUGGACGAGCAGCACUCUAUUAUGAAUUCACUGAAAGCCAAGCUGCAGAUGACCGAAGCUGCCCUGGCUCUGUCUGAGCAGAAGGUGCACGACCUGGGAGAGCUGCUGAGGGCUACACAACAGGAGCACAGCAGCGCGGCCGAGCGCCACUUCACGGAGCUCCAGCAGCAGGAGCAGGAGGGCGUUGAUCGGGAAAACAAGCUUCUGCGUGACUUGUCUGCUGCCAGUGAGAAAAAUCUGCUCCUAAGAAGCCAGGUAGAUGAGUUGGAGAAGAAGUGCAAAGCCCAGCAGGAUCAGCUGUUCCAGGUGAAACAAGACUUGACCAACACGACAGCAGAGCUGAAGCUGCGGGCGGCGCAGGCUGAGGAACGCCUGGAAGCAGAGAAGAGAAGAUUUAAACAAAGUCUUGAAGACAUGGAGGCCCUUCGGUUAAAAGAGGUGGAUCAUAUGACGCAGCACAUGGAGAGCAGUGAACGCUCCAUGCAGGACAGGAUCCAGCGGCUGGAGACCAUCAGGAUGGCUCUGGAGGAGGAGCUGAGCCGAGUCAGAGCAGCGGCACUCGCGGAGCGCGGCCAGGCGGAGGAGGAGCUGAUCAAAGUCCGGAAUCAGGCGCGGCUGGAGGAGCAGCAACGACUAGAACACCUAGAAGAGAAGCUGCGGCUGGUGACUGAGUCGCGGGAUGAAGCUCAGCACUGCUGCCUUAAGCAGAAACAAAUGGUUGCUGAGGCCCAAGCCAAAGCCAGUCAGUUGAGCCUGCAUGCUGACGGACUCAGGAGGCGGCUUGAGGAACUUCAGCAGGACCUGAACAGUAAAGAAGAGGAGAAAGUGACAGAGGUGAAUAAAGUGAAAGCGGAAUUACAGGAGCAGGUCGGGCACCUGCAGGCUGAACGCGCAGCACAGGAAGGGCUGAGAGAGAAGAUUGCAGCCCUGGAGAGACAGCUGAAAGCCCAAUCAAGUAACCACCGUGAGGCACUGCUGGACAAGGAAGCUGAAAUCUCUGUGCUGCUGGAGAAGCUGAGAAUGAAAGAGGCUGACAUCUCCAGGAUGAGGGAAGAAGAGGCCCAGCGAGCAAGGUUCUUGCAGAACGCCAUCAUGGCGUAUGUGCAGGGCUCCCCCUUAGGAGCCCACAGCUCUAGGAGAUGAGCGCUUGGCUUAAAGAACCCAGGUGCCUGCUGUCAGGAAGAGGGUGAGCAGCUCAGGUACAGCCCCGUCUUUCCGAGCGGGAUAGUUUUGUCAUAGUGGGGUGACACAGAGGCUUGCAAAAAUAAUUGCUCUUGCUCUUCAGAAAUCUUAUUCCCGACCCCAUAAAGGAGAGGAGGAAACAACCAUCCAGGGCUGGGAUAGAGGCUCGUGGGUCUGAGGUCAUGAUGUGGAGCCCCUGCCCUGCGCUGCUACAGCACGUGAAGCGUUUCUGUGUCCUUUUAUACAGCACCAGUUGUUACCAGGGAGCUGUACAUUCCCUGGACUGUGGUCAUUCUGCAGUAUUUGUUUGGAUCUUCACAGUGAAACCUGAUAAAUGAUGGGCAGCAGUGUUUGCAGGUCCCUGUAGGUGGGAGACAUUCACUGUGCUCGUGGGAAACCAAAGCUGCUGAAACACCAGAUCUUACCCACCAGUGCUCACAGGCGGCAGCAGAGUCUGGCAGGGCUCGCGUGGGCUCCUCGGCCUGCCCUCCGCGCUGGUGGCUGUGGCGACGGGCGGGAGGUAGCCGUCCGUUACCUGCGGAAUCGGCUGCGCGGCGGCUGGACAGCUGGGCUUUGGCUGCGGUUUGCAGAGCGGGGGCCGGGGGGGUCAGCGUCUGUGCUUCCUCGCUGUGAACUGCGGCCCCUGGCCGGAGUUCUUGUGGCCAGAACGCAACAGGGUUUCGUUCUGCUGUGACAAAUGGCGAAAGUGUCCUGCUGGCUUGUUGGGAGCCCAGUGCCGGUUUCUGUGUCCGGGAGAGCAGCGGUGCUGCUGGGCAGAGAGCACAGAGGGCAGAAGGAGCUUCCUUUUCCCGGCAGCACACGUCCCCGUGUGGCGUGCAGAAUGGGAAUGGGUGCAAGGGUCUGAAUCGGGGAGAGCUGAGUUCCUGCAGGAGUCUGUGCUGGGGAAAAUGAACUUGUGGUGCAUGUUUUGAGAGGCAACUGGAAAAUGAAACUCUCUGUGCAGA